UUCUGUGUUAUACAACACUGGUAUGCACAAGUUCAACAGCUGUUUUUGUGUUUGUUUUUAUUUUGUUGCCAUUGCGUCGUGAAAUUAACUUGACAAAAUUAAAUCGAUUUAAUAUUCAAUCAGUGCAUGAAGAUCUAUUUAAAAAUAAAUUACAUCUGUUAUGUCUUGGUCAAACGGUCUAAUAAAGGAAAUUCUAAAUCCGAAAAACUAUAUUAUUUCAUCGGAACUCGGCGUGGUCAUUGCGGACAAGUUUCCGAAGGCGCAGCAUCACUACUUGGUGCUGCCAUUGGCCGAUAUUCCCAGCAUCUUUCAGUUGAAUCGAAGUCAUCUGCCCCUGUUGGAGGAACUGCAUCUGCUGGCCAGGAACGUGGUUGAGGUGAAGGGUGUCCCCUGGACGAACUUCCAGGUGGGGUUCCAUGCAGAGCCUAGCAUGCAAAGGCUUCACUUGCACGUCAUCUCUAAGGAUUUUGUGUCGCCAACCCUGAAGACAAAGAAGCACUGGAACUCUUUCAACACGGAGCUUUUUGUGCCCUACGAAAAACUCUACGCUGUGCUAGAGAAGGAAAACAGCUUUUCACGCCUGGAAAAGUCACUGAGAGACGAGCUGCUGAAUAAGCCUCUGCUUUGCAAUCAGUGCGAAUUUGUGGGGAAAAACUUGCCAACACUUAAGGAACAUCUGCUGCAGCACCUCCAAGAUUCAAAGGGAACCACUAGUAAUAAAAUGGAGAAAAACGAGAAAGACAAGAAAGCAUUUUUUCGCGAUGAGCUGAAGCGUAAGUUGAAGGAUAAAAGGAACUUUCUCAUCGAAACCGAUCGAGCGGUAGUUAUUAAGGCCGAUUUUCCAAAAUCGCAAUACCACUUCCGUGUAGUGGCUAAAGAGGAAAUCAGAGAUAUAACUCAGUUGACAGAGGAGCACUUGCCCUUGUUGGAUCACAUGAUGGAGCUAGCCAACCAGAUCAUCGAGCAGCAGGAUUACCUAGAGUCGCGAAACUUUCGCAUUGGGUUCAAGGUGCACGCCUUCUGGAAUAGCCUUAAUUUGCACGUUAUCUCGGAUGAUUUCUACUCGAUGGGCAUGAAAAGGAUACGUCACUGGAAUAGUUUCAACACAGAGCUCUUCAUACCCUUUCAAAUGGUCCACACGUUGGUGAGUCUUCAGGGCUCCAUUGAACCCAUCACGGAUGAGAAGUACAAUGAGCUGGUGAACCAAAAGCCGCUCGUGUGCAAUCAGUGCGAAUUUUCCACUGAAUUGCUGCUGGAUCUGAAGGCACAUUUAUACCAUCACUGGAUGCGCAAGGAAGGCGAGCGGGAGCAGAAGAAAAAAAUGGGAAAAAUAGUUCGUAUGUUGGAUGAGGCAAAGCUAAGUGAUGAUGAACAAGCGGUGGCCAAAUUGGAUGAUGAAGCGGCUAAGCCGCCAAAAAUGGCUGAGACUAAAGCCGGAACCUACUCAAAACAUCAUGGUGCAGUUCCAGCAAGAAAAGGUAACGGAAACUUAAUGUACGGACCUCCGGUCAACAUGAUGAAUCAGCUUAAUCCCAACAAUCCGUUCCGGAAUACGCCGCCCCUUAACAUCAACUCUUUGAAUCCGGCGCCUCGACAUAACUUCAAUUACAGACCAUCAAAUUGUAGUCCGAAUAGGAUGCCUGGCCCCCAUGGACCCCAGGCGCACUUUAAUAGACCAUGCUUUCCGCCAAAUCCAAAUUGGAAUCAAUAUUCGGGAUUCAAUAUGUAUGCCACAGGUCCACCUAUAAACCAGCUGGGUCAUCCUCAGCCAAUGUGUGCACAGGGAUAUGGUCCAACUGGUCCACCCAAUUCAGUCAGACCGAAAUGGGUACAAAAGUCGAAGCAAAACAACAACUUUCCUAACACUAACAACCAGAAUCCAAACAAGGCUGAACAGAAACCCAAUCUACAGAAUCUGAAUCAACAAAUUCCUCGGCAGCAGAAACCGCCUAAUCAGCAUCCAACUCAAAAUGCACGCCCCAAUCAGCAGAAUCGUCAGAACUCGAAUCAAAACAAUCGUCAAAAUCCACAGAAUCAACAAAAUACCCAAAACCCCAAUAAGCAAAAAUACUAUAAGAAGCCGGCAAACCAAAAGCAAGGAACUCAAGCUCCACCACCUACUUCCAAUGCCAAACCGACUGGGGGCUCCUAAACAGCAAUUCAACGAAUAGAAUUUCUUUAUUUUUUUAAAUUAAAAUGUUAUAUUAAAGAAAUAAGUUUAGA
This is a messenger RNA of Drosophila serrata, 2223 nucleotides long. RefSeq names its product aprataxin (gene Aptx). Gene Ontology annotation, molecular function: DNA 5'-adenosine monophosphate hydrolase activity; double-stranded RNA binding; single-stranded DNA binding. NCBI's taxonomy places the organism in Eukaryota, Metazoa, Arthropoda, Insecta, Diptera, Drosophilidae. The record is from RefSeq and is a predicted model, not a curated record. Gene Ontology annotation, cellular component: nucleus. Gene Ontology annotation, biological process: single strand break repair.